Molecule: messenger RNA, 3808 nt
Organism: Mucor mucedo
Lineage: Eukaryota; Fungi; Mucoromycota; Mucoromycetes; Mucorales; Mucoraceae
Product: methionine synthase
Exons: 11
Coding region: 30-3764 (1244 amino acids)
Biological process (GO): pteridine-containing compound metabolic process
Molecular function (GO): cobalamin binding; methionine synthase activity; zinc ion binding
Source: RefSeq, a predicted model, not a curated record
UUUUUGACAUAUAUUUUAUAUAAGAAAAAAUGGUAGACGCUUUUGAAUACCUUGAAAAGACUUUAAAGGAGAGAAUUAUGUUCCUUGAUGGUGCCAUGGGCACAAUGGUUCAACUGUUGAAACUCCAGGAAUCCGACUUUCGAGGUCAAGAGUUUUUGACUUGGGCUAAAGAUUUGAAGGGUAACAAUGAUUUAUUGACAUUGACUAAGCCUGAAGCGAUCUACACCAUCCAUCGUCAAUACUUGGAAGCAGGUGCUGAUAUGAUUGAAACCAAUACUUUCAGUUCUACUUCUAUUGCUCAAUUGGAUUAUGGUUUAGAAGAUUAUGCCUACCGUCUUAAUAAAGAAGGUGCUGCUCUUGCCCGUAGAGCUUGUGAUGAUGUGGCUAAAGAGACGGGUAUUCCUCGUUUUGUCUGUGGUGCAGUAGGUCCUACUAACCGUACCUGUUCCAUUUCUCCCUCUGUCGAGAACCCUGCCUUCCGAAACGUCACUUUUGAUGAACUCGUGGUUGCUUAUUCCGAACAGGUGCGUGGUUUAUUGGACGGUGGUGCUGAUAUUUUGUUGGUUGAAACCAUUUUUGAUACUUUAAAUGCAAAAGCAGUCUUAUACGCUAUCGAUGUCGUAUUUGAAGAGGACAACCGACCCAAGGUCCCCCUUUUUAUCUCAGGUACCAUUGUAGAUCAAAGUGGUCGUACUUUAUCUGGACAGACAUGUGAAGCUUUUGUCGUGUCAUUAAGUCAUGCUAAACCUAUGGCUUUUGGUUUGAAUUGUGCUUUGGGUGCUGAUCAAAUGAAACCUUUUGUUCAAAACAUGAGUCGAUUCUCUGACUCUCACAUCAUUUGUUAUCCUAACGCCGGUUUACCCAAUGCAAUGGGUGAGUAUGAUGAAACUCCUGAAGCCAUGGCCAAGAAUGUUGAACCAUUUGCCAAGGAAGGACUUGUAACGAUUGUGGGUGGAUGUUGUGGUACAACACCUGCACAUAUCAAGGCCGUAGCUGACGCCUGUCGAAAAUACAGCCCCCGUGUGCGACCUGCUCCCAGAAACGAUGUGAUGUUAUUGUCCGGUUUGGAAGUACUUCGUGUGGAUGAAACAACGGGUUUUGUUAAUGUGGGUGAACGUUGUAAUGUUGCAGGAUCUCGUAAAUUCUGUAGACAUAUUUUAAAGGGCGAAUACGAAGAGGCUUUAGCUAUUGCACGAUCUCAGGUUGAGAACGGUGCACAAAUUGUGGAUGCUAAUUUUGAUGAAGGUUUAUUGGAUGGUAAAGUAGCCAUGACCAAGUUCUUAAACAUGUUGGCGUCAGACCCUGAUUGUUCUCGUGUUCCUUUAAUGGUGGAUUCUUCCAAUUUUGCGGUCAUUGAGGCCGGUUUACGUUGUGCACAAGGUAAAUGUGUUGUAAACUCCAUUUCCUUGAAGGAAGGUGAGGAGGAUUUUAUCAAGAAGGCCAAGAUUGUCAAACGUUUUGGUGCUGCUGUCGUUGUCAUGGCUUUUGAUGAAGAGGGUCAAGCCGCUGAUGCUCAACGCAAGAUUGAAAUCUGUACUCGUUCCUACAAGAUCCUUGUGGAGCAAGUUGGUAUCAACCCCUAUGAUAUCAUUUUCGAUCCCAAUAUUCUCACUAUCGCUACCGGCAUGGAGGAACAUAACAACUAUGGUGUGGAAUUCAUCAAUGCCUGUAUCGGUAUCAAGAAGACUUUACCAGGAGCCAAGAUCAGUGGUGGUGUAAGUAACUUAUCCUUCUCUUUCCGAGGUAUGGAAAAGGUACGUGAGGCCAUGCACUCUGUGUUUCUUUACCAUGCCAUUAAAGCUGGUAUGGACAUGGGUAUUGUCAAUGCUGGUUUCUUGACAGUGUAUGAUGAAAUCCCCAAGGAUCUUUUGCAAUUAUGUGAAGAUGCGCUUUGGAAUCGUGACCCCGAAGUCACUGAGAAAUUGCUGGAUUAUGCUAAAUUGCAUUCCAAGGAUAUUAAGAAGGAUGAAGAUUUAGAAGAAUGGAGAGCUUGGCCUGUCACACAACGUAUCUCUCAUGCGCUUGUCAAGGGUAUUGUCAAGUAUAUUGUGGAAGAUACUGAGGAGGCUCGUUUGGAUAAGGAAAAGUAUCCUCGUUCUUUAAAUGUCAUUGAAGGCCCCUUGAUGGCUGGUAUGACCGUUGUAGGUGAUUUGUUUGGUAAAGGCAAAAUGUUCUUGCCUCAAGUCAUUCGUUCUGCUCGUGUGAUGAAGAAGGCUGUUGCUCAUUUGGUCGAAUACAUCAAGAUUGAAAAGGAACAAGAUAUGGCCGUCUCUGGUGAGACCGAAGUGCGUGGUAACGGUACAAUUAUUAUGGCCACUGUCAAGGGUGAUGUUCAUGAUAUCGGAAAGAAUAUCUGUGGUGUUGUAUUGGGUUGUAACAAUUACCGUGUAGUGGAUUUGGGUGUAAUGGUUCCCUAUGAUCGUAUUAUUAAGGCGGCCAUUGAAGAAAAGGCGGAUGUAAUUGGUCUUUCUGGUUUGAUCACACCUUCCUUGGAAGAGAUGUGUAUCACUGCACGUGAAUGUGAAAAGGCUGGACUCAAGAUCCCCAUCAUGAUUGGUGGAGCUACUACGAGUAAGAUGCAUACGGCUGUCAAGAUCGCCCCCAAUUAUUCCAACCCUGUUAUUUAUGUGUUGGAUGCCUCACGUACUGUACCUGUGGUUGCUAGUCUCUUGAACGACAAGUUACGUGAUGACUUUGUUGAGGAUAUUCGUGAAGAAUACAACGAAAUGCGUGAAGAAUAUUACGAAGGUUUAGAGGACCGUAAGUUGUUAUCUCUUGCCAAUGCACGUAAUAAGAAGAUGUCCAUUGAUUGGAUCAAGAACCCACCUGCUCCUAAACCCACUUUCUUGGGUGAAAAAGUGUAUGAUGAUUAUCCCUUGGAGAAAUUAGUGGAGCAUAUUGAUUGGAACCCCUUCUUCCAAGUGUUUUCUUUACGUGGAAGAUACCCUAACCGUGGAUUCCCCAAGAUCUUUGAUGAUGAACAUGUAGGAGAAGAAGCCAAAUUGCUUUACAAGGACGGUCGAGAGAUGCUUCAGAUGAUUCUCGAUAAGAAGUUGUUGACCGCACGCGGUAUUGUGGGUUUCUAUCCUGCUCACUCCAACGGUGAUGAUAUUGAGAUCUAUACCGAUGAAUCCUGUGAAAAGGUCGCUGGUGUCUAUUACGGUUUGCGUCAACAAGUUGAAAAGGAUACAGAGGAACCUUAUUACUGUCUUUCUGAUUUUGUGUCACCUAAGGCAUCAGGUAUUCCUGAUUACCUCGGUAUGUUUGCAGUCAGUACCGGUUUUGGAUGUGAGAAGCUUGUAGAGGAAUAUGAAGCGGAUGGAGAUGAUUACAAGAGUAUUAUGGUGAAGGCCAUUGCGGAUCGUUUGGCUGAAGCUUUUGCUGAAGCACUUCAUGAAGAGGUGCGUAAGAAUGAUUGGGGAUAUGCCUCUGAUGAGAGAUUAUCUGCUGCAGAUUUGUUUGCGGUACGUUAUCAAGGUAUUCGACCUGCUCCUGGUUAUCCUUCUCAACCUGAUCAUACGGAAAAGAAGACGAUGUGGGAUUUAGGAAAGAUUGGAGAGAAGACGGGUAUUGUGUUGACCGAAUCUUUGGCGAUGGAUCCACCUUCCAGUGUCAGUGGUUUAUACUUUGGUCAUGAACAAAGUAAAUAUUUUGCUGUUGGAAAGAUUGACAAAGAACAAAUUUUGGAUUAUUCUCAACGUAAGAAUAUGCCUGUAGCCGAUGUAGAAAAAUGGCUUGGUACUAUCCUUGCCUAUGACAAUUAAAAUAAAUAAUAAUAAUAAAAAAAAAAAUACCAUAUUUCACUCUU